GAUGUUUACCAUGAUGAGUUAGCGAGAAGGCAGGCUUCCGAGGAGUCGUUUCGUGACCUUUACGAACGCAAACUGGAAGCCUUUCGUCUUGACUACCAAAGUAAACUGCAAGCGUUGCGCGACGAGUACCAACAAAGCAUGGAAGCGUUUCGGCUUGAGUACGGACUUGAAUUGCGAAAUCUGGAGGACGAGGAGGUCCAGGCUUUUGAUGAGGAUCUUGGGGUUGUAGUUUAUCAUCCAAUUGGGGCGGGGGCUGCAGAACAAGCUGGUCCACCAGUGGGAGGCGGGGAGGUUCUUCACCUUCCCCCGCAAGAAGGAAAGUCUUUAGAGGCUCUCGCUCUUCCUUCCUCCUCAGCAAGUCGUCCACAUCUAAGUUUAAGAGGUUCUGAAGCAGCUGCUUCAAUGAUGUUGACGGAAGAUGCACACCAAGACUGGCAACGCUAUACAGCGCUUCUUGACGAGUACCAAAAGAAGCAGGAAGAGUUUCAUGAAGAAGUCGAAGCUCUAGAUUAUAAGGCUCUCGUAGAAACAUCCGAACCACGCAGUGGGGCCCUAGAGGAAGCGCUUUUCGACGAGUACCAGAAUACAAGGAC
Molecule: messenger RNA, 593 nt
Organism: Amoebophrya sp. A25
Lineage: Eukaryota; Dinophyceae; Syndiniales; Amoebophryaceae
Source: the annotation of a GenBank genome assembly